AUGCGUACUGCCGGUCCUGCAACUCCCGAGGUUGGUCCUGGUUUGGCAAUGGGAUCUCAUGGCAAACGUCGUCGGCGAAUCAAAAAGAAGAGCUUUGUACGAGGCUUGGAUCAAGGCAGCCAAAACAAAAACAACAACCACAGCGACAAUGACGAUGAUAUCUUUGACUUUAUGGACGAUGGUCCACCCGUAGCAAAGACGAAGGUCAACGUGGUCAGCACUGUGAAAAAGGCCGAGAAGAAAGACGCUGUCAAAGCCAACAAACGAGCAGAACUUCUUGCCAUUCUAGAAGAUAGCAGCGACGACGAAGACAUUGAAGAGCCAAGCGGGAUUCGUCGUCCCAUUCUGCAGAAGGCAUCCGUGCUGAAACCCCAACGAGCUCCAACCCAACCUCAAUCAAACAAGCAACGACCCAACUCAGCUUCAAAGGGCAGAGGUGUGGAACGGCGCCUCUCUUUCUCGGCAGACACCAAGGGCCCUGCCGAAUCGAAAAGAAAGCUGCAGAACGAAAACAAUACUCCAGCAUUGGCAUGUACUACAGAUACUUCUUCUGCCAAGCGACCCCUGAUUCCUGCCCUCCAACGGCCAGCACUCAAAAAGUCCAUUGCUGCCAAAGGUGAAGCUCGAAAGGCAGCCAGAAAGGGAUUCACGCAAACCAGCAAGCGCACACCACGGCAGCAGGGCAAUAAAAGCAGCAGCAGCAACAACAACACCAAGACGACAUCCACCACGAAACAACCGGGCAACACUGCUGCUGCUUCUGGGAGUGGAAAGAGCAAUGCUGUUUCUUCUUCUACUGGGAGUGGAAAGAGCAAUGUUGCUGCUACUUCUACUGGGAGUGGAAAGAGCAAUGCUGCUGCAACUGGGAGUGGAAAGAGCAACAGUGCUGUAUCCCAGCCCACCAAGAGUCUGGUACGGCCAAGGACAAACCGCUUUGUCAUUGCCUUUGACUCACGAUUCCUUGAUACACUCGAAGGACGACAAACUGCUAUGGAACUCAUUGAAGAAAACCACAACUUCUUGGACUCGCUGGCAUCCAAAGGUGCUUCUCCAUACCUUCUGGCGUCCAGCGACCCUACAGCCACUGCCGCACAGAUCCUGGAACAAGAUGACUGCAUCGAGCCGGCUUGGAUCACACCAUCCAACAAGAACAAUGUCCGUGUACCCAAACAGCUGUUGGCAAGCAACUCCUGGGAGCAUUUCGGGCAGAUUGUCGAUGCAAUCAUCGAACAAGACUCCAAGGCGGCUACAGCGUCCGGGGCAUCAAUGAAGAAUCGUCAGGCACUUUUGGAUGUGAUGAUUGUCACCAAUGAUGUAUCCCUUUUCUGUGAUGUAAGCGAGGGAGGGCAUAAAAGAGCACUCUCCCGCUUUUGCGACAGAGCUGAGAUCUUCUUUCGAGAAGGAGCCAUCCGAACCAUUCGUAUUGUCGUGGCCAAUACUGGGAGAAUUGCCAUUGCUCUGCCAAAGGAAAAAAUAGGGAGUUCCCCGAAGUCAGAGGCGGAACAGAACGCCAUCAGCUUUGAUGUUGAUGAUGUUGACGAUGUUGACGGAGACGACGAUCAAGACAAUGAUGAACUCGGAUCGCAGCAGCAAGAACCACAACAACUCACUGACUUGGAACAAAGAGCUGCUGAAUAUCAAGCACGACGAACGCACGAACUGUCAAUGGCAGGCUGCAUUCGCGCCAUGGAAUCCUUACUGAACAAACGAUCUGAAAUAGAUUACGAGAAACUGAAGGUCGGCAGCAACAACAAAAAGCCAGUUCUACCGGUGGAUAUAGCUGUGUCGACGAUUGACGCAACGACCAGUACACGUCUAGCCUUCAAGACGCUGCAGCGUAGUUGCCUUCGCGACAUUGUGGACUCAACUAUGGCAAUCACCUUAUCCAACUCCGCAUCCUCAGCGCCCAAGACUCGAAUUCAUCUGGCGUUACCCGAAACGAUAGAUGGGAUGCAAUCUUCAGUUGCCUUGGAAGUGACACACAAGCUGAUCCCAUUUCCGCUAGACCGACCCUCAGUGACGGGCGGAUUCUUUCAUGAUUUGCAGGAGCUGUGCUCGUCCGAGCUCAGCCUUGUUCAGUUGAUCCCACUUGCUUUGGUUGAUGCAUCCUUACUCUUUGGGGUUCCAAUGCAUGUGCGAGCUGGCACGGAAGAUGAUAUUGAUCGCUACCACGAAGUCUGUGAAUUGGUCAAGAAUCUCUUCUCCUACAUGCAAAAGCGCCAAGUUGCAAUGUUGUUGCGAAGUUCGGGUCCGCCAGAGAGCAAUGCUCCAGGAAUUUUCCACAAUCCACAACGAGGGCAACUGUUUCUGCUGGCUGCAGAAGAACCGGUGGGAUCGAAUGCUAAACCCUCCACUGGCAGUCUCUUUCGCUAUGCCUCUGCUGACGAGCUCUUGUUGGAGACACAAAAGCCUCUUGAUACUUCUUUGGUUCUACCCGAUGAAGUGCGAGCGCAGUACGAAUCGUAUGUGGAAAAUGCACUAGACAUGUUGGACUGCUGUGCCGUGAAUCCAUUGUACUUGGAGGCUUCUCGGAGCCCACCAUUGCGCAAAAAGCGCCGUGUCUCCAUCGAAGAGCCUCCUGCUGAAAAGACAACUCUUUCAGUGGCUGAAGCUGACAAGAUUUGGAAUGACUCCACUGGUGUUGGCGCGCUCAAGAGUCCUUCCGAUGAUGAUGAUGAGAAAAAAAACGCUGCAAAUGUGUCUCCAGCUUCCACUUGA
Seminavis robusta is the source of this 2718-nucleotide messenger RNA. Lineage: Eukaryota; Bacillariophyta; Bacillariophyceae; Naviculales; Naviculaceae. The record is from the annotation of a GenBank genome assembly.